Molecule: messenger RNA, 4415 nt
Organism: Pimephales promelas (fathead minnow)
Lineage: Eukaryota; Metazoa; Chordata; Actinopteri; Cypriniformes; Leuciscidae
Source: RefSeq, a predicted model, not a curated record
CGUACAACACCGGGGGUUCCAGGGAUCAGGCAUGAGUGACAGAGCUCUCCUCUGGGGAAGCGGAGCGACUCAAAACUGCAAGGCUCGCGGCUGACAGUACAAGCAACUUUUAGCAUGCAAUAGGCUGUUUGGCACGUGCCCCGCCCCCUCCCAAAUCCAUUUUCCCCAUCCGUUUGGAGAAAUUUUGUUGCUUAAACAAUACACAGGCUUUUUUGAACAAUGACUUCUUACAACGUGUCACUCGCUGGACCUUCUCCUUGGGGCUUCCGGUUGCAAGGAGGCAAGGACUUCAACAUGCCCCUCACCGUUUCUAGGAUUACACCAGGGAGCAAGGCCGCCUCCAGCAACCUGAUUCAGGGUGACAUCAUCGUGGCCAUUGAUGGGGUCAGCACAGAGGGGAUGACACACCUGGAGGCCCAAAACAAGAUCAAAUCUUCCAACUUCAAUCUGGCCCUCACCAUGCAAAGGUCAAAGCGACCCAUCCCUGUUACCAUGACAACAUCAAGGAUUGACUCCCCCAUGACUGUGAUCCCCCAUCAGAAGGUUAUUACCAACACUCCUGCCAACAAUGAGUACCUGUCCAGCUUCAACCCUAUAGCUCUGAAGGACUCUGCCCUCUCCACCAAUAAGCCCAUUGAGGUGAAGGGGCCUGGAGGCAAGGCCACCAUCAUCCAUGCCCAGUACAACACCCCCAUCAGCAUGUACUCCCAGGAUGCUAUUAUGGAUGCCAUAGCUGGCCAGUCCCAGGCCAGGGGUAGCGAGAUGUCCGGUAAUCUGCCAGUUAAAGACCAUGUUAUAGACAGUGCUUCCCCAGUGUAUCAGGCUGUCAUUCCCAGUGAAAACAAUGAACUGGGGCCAUCUGAAUGGACUAAAAGAGCCGCCCAGCUGCAGUCCAAGUCCUUCCGCUACCUCGCCCACAUUACUGGAACUGAAUACAUGCAAGACCCUGAUGAGGAAGCUCUGAGAAAAUCAAGGGAAUUGUUUGAAUGUGAAUCCAAAGGCCCUCGUUUCGCCAAACUGAAAAACUGGCACCAUGGCCUGUCGGCACAAAUACUUAAUGUGCCUCAGUUUCUGACAUCACUGCAACCUAACCUUGUAUCUAGUACUCCUGCUGAGCAUGCUCCAGUUUCCACCAGCAUUGCAUCCAUAUGUGCACCUACUAUUUCUGCUUCGCCCAAUGAGCUCCUUUCGGAGCCGCUGAUAGUCAAUCAGGUGCCUGAGAUUCCCGAGCAAACCACUGUAAGCAGCUUCAGCUUGCAGACCUCUAUGGGUUACACUUCUCAGUACCAAACCUCCAUCUCCAGUCCUUACGCCCAGCCUCCACCUAUGCAGCAGCCAUCACCCAUGCAGCACAGCUCCAUACAGAUCCCUGUAGGUCCGCCUCCACCUAAAGUGGUCACCACUGCCACCAUUAUGCCCACAGCAUAUCCAUCUGCCCCAGCACCAGCUCCUCCAAUGGCUUAUAAACCUGCUCCACCUCCACCAGCAUCUUCCAACAGGCCUCCUUGGGUCACUGAUGACAACUUUGCCCAGAAAUUUGACCCUAGCAAACCCACCACCACCACAAAUAUCAAAGUGCAGCCUCUUCCUCAGGCGGCACCACCACCACCAGCCUUCAUCCCCAACCCCGCCCCUGCUCCCGCUCCUGCUGCAUUCAACCCUUCCCCUGCUCCGUUCAGCCCCGCGGCCUUCCCACCUGUGGCUCGUGGAGUCGCUCAAAGAGCAGAGCGGUUUGCAGCCAGCAACAGAACACCUCUGUGUGGAUCAUGCAACAACAUCAUCAGGGGACCAUUCCUGGUGGCAUUGGGUCGUUCCUGGCAUCCAGAGGAGUUCAACUGCCAUUAUUGCCACACAUCUCUGGCUGAUGUCAGCUUUGUGGAGGAGCAGAAUAAUGUUUACUGUGAGAACUGCUAUGGGGAGUUCUUUGCACCCACCUGUGCCCGCUGCAACACCAAGAUCAUGGGAGAAGUGAUGCAUGCACUGCGGCAGACCUGGCACACCACUUGCUUUGUGUGCGCGGCUUGUGGAAAGCCCUUUGGAAACAGCCUCUUCCAUAUGGAGGAUGGUGAGCCGUAUUGUGAGAAAGAUUAUAUCUCACUCUUCAGCACAAAGUGCCAUGGCUGUGACUUCCCUGUUGAGGCAGGAGACAAAUUUAUUGAAGCUCUUGGCCACACAUGGCAUGAUACCUGCUUUGUUUGUGCGGUGUGCCACGUGAACCUGGAAGGACAACCUUUCUACUCCAAGAAGGACAAGCCCUUAUGCAAGAAACAUGCACAUGCCAUCAAUGUGUAGAUGCUUCAACAGUGCAUUAGAAGCUGUAAGGGAAGGAACUAAAUGCAAUUAAUGUUCCAUCUGCAUUUGUGGUUUUAUGGCAAGACAUUGGUGCCAAUUCAAAUGACACAAAACUAAUAUAAAGACAUACAGUACAUCAUUUAUUAAACAACAUAAUAAGCGAUGACUGAAUGAAACGUAAACUAAGUGUUUUGACAUUUUUGCCAAAUCCAAAUCAAAUGUGCACAUAGAGUAUUGGUUAUUUUAGGUCCUUCUUUUAUUCGUUUAUUAUAGCUCUAUACAUUUGCAUACAUGCACUUGUAUGCCCGAUAUACAAUAAUUUAAGAGAUAUGACAUCUUCACUUUUUUGAUUUAGUGAAUUUAUACAACAUACAAUUUUUAUGCUAUUAAUGACUAAAACCUUGUUUUGAAAUGAAUAGGUUAUUAACGGAUGUUGAAGAUUGCCUGCAAAUGUAUCAUUAUAAACCAGAAACAGCCUGGAAAAAAGUCUAUGCAUUCUAUUAUGCCUUAAACUCUAAAAGUAAACUUAAAUGUGUGUGACUUACUGUAAAUGGUGUAAAGAUCCCAGACUUUGCAAAUUGAUCAAAAAAAGAUGUUUAAUAGAUUGAGAACGAAUGUUGUUGUGCAGUCUUUUCAAUGCUGAAUGGGUGAUUUAUGUUUUACUCAUUUUGUUUAUUAUGCAUUUGUGAUGUCAACAUUAGCAUUAUGUUUUUUCAUCAACAAUUUUUAAGAAAAUGCUGUAUGCAGGACAUCUGAAAAGGUAACACAGAAUCUAUGGUAAUUCAUCAGUUGUUUCCCUCACAGUAUGUGCUGUAUAAUGUAACAAGAGUAUUUUAAACUAUUCAUGUUUGGCCUUUUCACCUAUGAUGUUUUUUUCCGGUUAUUUAUUGCGUGCGUAAGCUCAAUAUUUACAUAAUCUUUACACAUAAUUUACUUGUUUUCUUUGCCAAGAAUGGGGGUUCUUAAUUUAAUUUAAUAUAAUUUAAUUAAUAAUUUAAUUAAAACAGAACCAUAUACACAGAGAUUUCAAGUAAAUGAAUUUGUUACUUUAAAUGAAUAACAAAUGUGGUACCUGAGACUUUGUUCUUUUUAUUCUCUGUGCAACUGUAGGGUUACAGAACAGUUUUUGUUUCACGCCACAUGCCUAUUAAAGAACAUCAAGGUCAAAUUAUGAGAUUGCAAUUGCAGACACAUGUUUUCCUAAAUGCGGGGUGAUAUUGAACAUUAAUGCAAUUCACUUUAACAAGAUUGAGCAAGAUUUAAGAUUGUGUCAUUGAUGUGUCAGUAUAUUUUCACUGCCAUUUAUUAAUCUAAGUUAACCUAACCCACCACAUCACCUCAGUUAAGAUGUGUUCUGGAUGCUUUUGAUUUUGGCUUUUUUUUUCUUUUGAAUAUUAACACAAACAAUGGUUUUGCAUUUCAUAAUUGCCUCUCUUAAAUUGAAUAAAUCGUUAGCUUCUUUUUUUACACAACAUUAGUAAGUUAUUUAAAAUUACAUUUGUAGCAGUGUUGGGUUCAGGAGUGGGUAUCGUUUUAGCCUUUUUCAAGAACAGAUGUUUUGAAUGUAACUAUUAAAUGUAAAUCAGUCAUGUUACACAUAAUGUAUUAUUACUAUUUGUCAUCUGCUAUAUCUGCAGUUCACUUGGGAAUUACAGGGAGAAAAAAGAGUGAUUCAUAAUUUAAUACAUUUGCAGUGUUACUGCAACAAGAAAAACAAACAUAUACAGUAUGUUAUACGUGACACUCAUGUUCUCAAGUGUCUUCAAUGCAGUCUUCUGUUGAAUAAUACAAUGUUUGUAUGAGAGUUCAGACUGAGAUGCGGCUCUAUGGAUUACUCAUUUACUUUAUGUAGUACUUAAUGGGUAUGUGUUUUUCAAGAUAACUAGUACUAGUAAUGGUGCUCUCUUUUUUUGUAUUCUGAAAUGAUGUUGUGGAAACAGCCUUACUUUGUACAUUAUUUAAAUGUAAAACAAACCAACACAAAAAUCCACCUGUAUCUUCACUGACAUGUUAAUCAUGACUAAAAAUAUUAAGUUGCUUUAUAAACUGAAAAUAGCUCAUAACACAAAAUUUGAUGGACACUUUUCUUGAUGUAUGAUUAAAUAAAACCAUACUGCAGACUG